Messenger RNA from Oncorhynchus kisutch (coho salmon), 7150 nucleotides. RefSeq names its product ankyrin repeat and SAM domain-containing protein 1A. The record is from RefSeq and is a predicted model, not a curated record. Gene Ontology annotation, molecular function: ephrin receptor binding. Gene Ontology annotation, biological process: ephrin receptor signaling pathway. The transcript is spliced from 26 exons. Gene Ontology annotation, cellular component: cytosol. Bases 244 to 3828 code for a protein of 1194 amino acids. Lineage: Eukaryota; Metazoa; Chordata; Actinopteri; Salmoniformes; Salmonidae.
GGAAGUUUCAUUUGGCUCUGUGGUGCUUAACUAAAGUUUUCCCCGGAGUCACAGUGGGGGAUUAGACAUUCUGUGAAAUUGUAACGCUGGAGAGACUGAUCCAGCGGUGGAGGGAACCAUCGUUUUCUUCGGCGUUGAAAGAACAAGUACGCCUGUGAGAUUAGUAGAGGACCGCAAAGGAUUUUUUCUCCCGCUUUCCAACCCCCUCUUUCCCAAAUCCUCCGACCCCCUUCUCGAUCCGAGAUGGGGAAGGAGCAGGAACUCCUAGAGGCGGCGCGCACAGGAAAUCUUGCCGCCGUGGAAAAGCUUCUCUCUGGGAAACGACAGUCGACUGGAAGUGGUAGUGGAUCAUCGGGGACUGGUGGAAGCAGCAAUAGCAGUGGUCACAAUGCUUCGCACCCGCUUUCCAGCCUUCUCAGUAUCUGGCGGGGUCCUAAUGUGAACUGUGUGGACAGCACUGGAUACACUCCUCUACACCAUGCUGCCCUAAACGGACACAGUGAAGUUGUGGAGUCACUGUUACGUAACGAGGCCUUGACCAACAUCGCCGACAAUAAGGGCUGCUACCCCCUGCACCUGGCCGCAUGGAAGGGGGACCAACGGAUCGUCAGGCUGCUCAUUCACCAAGGCCCCUCACACCCCAAACUCAACGAGCAGAGCUCCUCUGUAGAGCACAAAGAGUUGAAACGCUGUGGGCCCUUUGACCUGCAUAUUAAUGCCAAGAACAAUGACAACGAGACCCCUCUCCACUGUGCCGCUCAGUACGGCCACACCCAGGUGGUGCGUCUGCUGCUGGAGGAGCUGACCGACCCCACCAUGAGGAACAACAAAUUUGAGACGCCGCUGGACCUGGCGGCGCUCUACGGCCGUCUGGAGGUGGUCAAGUUGCUGCUCACCGCCCACCCCAACCUGCUCAGCUGCAACACCAAGAAACACACGCCGCUGCACCUAGCGUCACGCAACGGACACCUGGCCGUGGUGGAGGUGCUGCUGGACGCUGGCAUGGACAUCAACUAUGAGACGGAGAAGGGCAGUGCCCUCCAUGAAGCGGCACUCUUUGGGAAAACCGAUGUGGUGCAGAAACUUCUGAGGGAAGGGGUUAAUGUCAACAUGGUGGACAACAAGGGCCUGACUGCGCUGGACACUGUCAGAGAGAUGCCCUCUCAGACGAGCCGGCAGAUAGCAGCUCUAAUUCUGGGUCAUAUGUCAGGAAAUCCCCCUGUUUUGGACUUGCCUCCUCCCCCUCUCCCUCCACCUAAUGAGAGCCCUAGUCCGAGGAAAAAAGGUGAGAUGGAGGUGGUGAGUGCACUGCUCUCGGGGCUGGCCCCAGGGCCUGAGGAAGAGAGCCCGUAUGAGGCUCUGUUUGAGGCCACCUCCUGUCACUCUCUAGACAGCCUGGCUAGCGGGAAGUCCUCCGACAGGGACUCUGGACGGCCUGACAGUGAAGCCGGAAAGAAAGACCGGCUGGCUCACCAAUCCCAACCUGCCCCAGGCCAUGUAGAGGAGCUUAGUUCAGAGGCCCUAUUCACUAACAGCAGCAUCGAUGAGAGGGGGGAGACUGAGGAGGAGGAUCACACGUAUGAACUGCUGCUGUCCGCCCAGACCAAAGUCCCCCAGUCCGCACUGGACCCCCCAUCCCAGAAAGAUGGGAACACUACAGUCAAACAGUCUUCCAACAGUCUCCUACCUCAGCAGCAGAAGCCCACUGCCCCUAGUGACCUCAGACCACCAGGCGAGACGGACAACACUCUGAAGCUCCCCGGACCUUCUGUGGUUGGGCCUGGACGGACGGGACUCCGCUCCACUGGCGAUAACUCCCUACUCGGCCAGGACCUAGUUGCAGUACCUGAAGUGUUCACAGGCCUCUUGCACGGCUCCUCGCCUGUCUUUGACUGUCAGGUGGAGCCCCUCAGCAGGCUGCCAGGUGGGGUACUGACACAGUCCAGCCAAGGCCAACAGCCGGCGCCAGCUCCAACGGUACCCACCAAAACAACAGAAGCUCCGCCUCUGCCUCCUCCAAACAUCAACAUGGCUGCCAUCCUGACAGACUGUGACCCCAAAGCCAUCUAUGCCACAGUGUCUAAGGGGGUGCCCAGGGACAGAGACAGAGACAGGAUGAGGGACUUUGGGUCUGGGUCUGUGCCUGCUGGCAGGAUGCGUCCCCCUGGGGACCUGAAGCUGGCCCGCAGCCUCUCCAAGUCGGACUCGGACCUGCUGGUAUCGCCGCCUAGCGAGGAGGAGGGAGGGCUGGGCAGCCGCAGUGAGUCCGUCUCCAACUGCAGCGCAACCAAGAAGCGGCUGGAGAAGUCGCCCUCUUUCGCCUCUGAAUGGGACGAGAUGCCUCCCACACUACCUCCUCGGAGAUCUCAGUCCUCUGAAAGUAUUGAGAAGAUCAUGACGCUGAUUGGCGCAGGCAUCGAUUUCUCCAGAGACCAGCAGUACGCUACCCCAGGUGGGGCGGCUGGGCGGCUGCUGGAUCAGCCCGUGGGGGACUGGCUGGAACACGUGGGGCUGCCGCAGUACGAGAGCAAGCUGCUGCUCAACGGCUUCGACGACCUGCACUACAUGGGCAGUAAUGUGAUGGAGGAACAGGACCUGAGGGAGAUAGGCAUCACUGACCCAGGACAUCGAAGGAAGAUCCUGCAUGCAGCUCGGUCCCUGCCAAAGGUGAAGGCCCUGGGCUGUGACGGAAGCAUCUCUCUCUCCUCCUGGCUGGACCUCCUGGGCCUGCAGGAGUACCUCCACAACUUCCUGUCCAGCGGAUACCGCAGCCUCGACUGUGUCAAGAACCUGUGGGAGCUGGAGAUUGUCAACGUACUGAAAAUCACCCUGCUGGGACACAGAAAACGCAUCAUCGCCUCGCUGGCAGAACGGCCCUAUGAGGAACCUCCUGUCAAGCCCCCCCGCCUGUCCCAGAUUAGGUGUCAGGACCUGGUAUCCCAGACCUCCUCUCCCAUCAGUCACAUGGACUCCUACGCGGGUCGUUCCAUGGACCCCCUCCUGCCGUUGGGGGAGCCUGGGAGGAGGAAGGGGCCUGACCCAGCUUACGAUGUGGACCCCCACCGGCCCCGCAGUGGAAGACACCGCUCACAUGAGAGGUAUGAGGAGCGGCAUCGGGAGCCCCGUCUGACCCUGCGACCCCCCAGCCUGGCAGCACCUUACACCCCUGUACAGAACUGGCACCACCAGCCUGAGAAGCUCAUCUUUGAGUCCUGUGACUAUGAAGCCAAUUACCUGGGAUCUAUGCUCAUCAAGGAGCUACGUGGGACAGAGUCCACCCAGGAUGCCUGUUCCAAAAUGAGGAGGUCGACAGAGCAGAUGAGGAAGGUCCCCACCAUCGUCCUCUCCAUCACAUACAAAGGGGUGAAGUUCAUUGACGCAGCCAAUAAGAACAUCAUAGCUGAGCAUGAGAUCCGGAACAUCUCGUGUGCGGCCCAGGACCCAGAGGAUCUGUGCACAUUUGCCUACAUCACCAAGGACCUGCAGACCAACCACCACUACUGCCAUGUGUUCAGCACAGUGGACGUGAACCUGACCUAUGAGAUUAUCCUGACGCUGGGACAAGCUUUUGAGGUGGCCUAUCAGCUGGCUCUCCAGGCCCAGAGGACCAAACAGCACCAGGUCAUCCCAGCAGGACCUGGGACAGAGGUCAUCGAGACCAAAUCCAGCCGGCCCGUUCCUAAACCACGGGGCAGCGUAAGAAAAUUAGGGGUGGACCCGUUGGAGCUGGUGGGGGACUCCCAGUCCCAGGGCAGUGCCACGUGGCUGGUGGACCCCGUUCCCAAGGACUCCAAGAGGACCAUCAGCACUAAGCGACGGCCACUGUGAGAUGCUCUUGAAGAACUUUCCCUCCUUGUUCUCUGAACAAUAAUCUCCUGACUCCAGUGCUCAGAAAAAAAAAUAUGAUUCUCUACAGCCAAGGAUCAACUACCUGGAUGAACAUUGUUUUCUAGAAGAAUCUGUAAGAGACCGGCUGUUCCAUUGUUCUAACUCUACACACAUUAGUAGGAACAUUGCCUGUUUCCCUGCAAGGGGAUGGAUGACAACCUUGUUGCACAGGACUAAACUCUAAACUCAUUCCCCCUGGGAUUGGUCCAUUUGGGUUAACAGGGGGAAGGGCACGUACAUGCGUAUCCUGUCAGACUUAUUUACAUUCUUUGUGUCGGUUUACCGGAAACUGUCUGGGAAAACUGGCCCUCUGUGUCAGGCUGCCAAAGGAGGCUAGGGCCCAGCACUGUGAUAGGGGAUCUCUAUUGGGAACUAAUGGGGCCUUUUGUUAGGGAACAACAGUGCGCGGGAUAGGACACAGAGGCUCACACAGUAUAUAGUGUCCUACGUAGAGGUGCUCACUGUUAUAGACAGACAGCCUAGUGGGACAUCUAUUUGAGCAUGCCUUUCUCUGUUUAUGACUGGGAUGACUUUGAUUUCAUAUCUAGUGCAAUCCUAAUUUGGAGUGUCAUGAGCACUUUUUGUGAAUGCUUGGACGCUGGGGAAAUAUCGUGUGCAUCCAAGAUGAUAUGAAGAGGAAUUGAAUUGACUGUUCAUUUAAUAGAGUAAGAACCAAAGAGAUGCCGAAAUGCGUGAAUUCUGCUCUAGCCACCCGUAAUAGACCUGGGUGAUGGUCUUAGGGUAAUAACUCAGCCUAGCUGGUACAUCAGUCAAUAUAGAACUGAUUAGUGCCAGUAACCUUAAUGACGAGGAAGAGAGCUCAUUAAAUCUCUGUGGAGAGGAGAGGUUAUAUGAAGUACGUUAAAAAAAAUAUAUAUAUAUAUAUAUAUAUAUAUAUAUACCAUUGUUCACAAUCCAAGCAUGUCUUAAUGGACUGAAAGAGGAAGGCAUUAGGUUGGCAAGGCACUGAUUCUACAUAUAGACAUAAUACAAGUACAUUACUUACUUUGCUGUGCUAGGUUCAGCUCAUUAAGUGUUCAAAUCACUGUUCAUAUCCAUCUAAAAUUCAAACUCAUUGCCAUAUUCCAAAUAGUGUUAAGACCCAAUCAACCCACUGUUGAAACUUAAACCCAGCGGAAUGGGGGACUUUCCUUUCCUUCUUUUCCUUUUCAGAGCUCAUGCCUUGUUGAUGUUCAUGUUGUCAUUAAUGGAUGUCUGUCUGUGUUUCAUUUAGAAUCCACCUUGCCUCAGUCAAUAUUCAGAGUGCUAACAUUGAAGCGGCAGUUGAUCAUUAUCUAGAAAAAUCCAUCAUUUUUAUAUCUCCUCCGUUUAGUUUUCAGUUGGCUCCGUCAUGUUUUUACAUUAUUUUAACCCCAGUGCUGUGUUGGUGUGUAUCUCCCUUCCAUGUAGCUGACUGCCAUGACCAGACACCCAGCCAGAGUGAGAGGUCAGGGGUGCCCAGACCAAUGGUAUUUUGUUGUGGGGCAGGAUGCCCUUUUGGAACCAAGAGAAAGGUCAGGCCCACUUUCCAUGCACCCCUCCACCCACUGGGGGUCGUGCUUGCAUACACCAGGAAGGCCCUACCUGCUCUCUGCCGCCCCCAGCCCUCUCCUCAUCCUCCACUUCUUCAGCUCCAGGGGUCAGCGCUGUAGCUCUGUAGCAGACAGACAGGAAGUCCGCUAUUGGCUUCUUCCACCCUGUCCUGUCCUUUGACCACUGUGACUGACUGCCCCCAGGCAGUAAACUGAAUCACCCAACACCCUCACUGCGUCCACUUACAUAUACUGAACAAUGGACUCAAUAUGUCAAAACUUGGUCAGUUAACUAGAGCUCACAAAGGUGGGUGUUUGUUUGGUACGUGUCCCUCUUUCAUUGUGAAGCACUCAACUUCAACAUCCCUCAUCUGUUUUUGGUACAAAUUAAACAUGUUUAUCCUUUACAGGCCUGUGAAUGUUCAGACAGACAGGGUAUUCUAUUUAUGGGUACGAGAGUGACAAGUUCCCAGUUGUUUUUUGCCAGACAUUUUGUGACUUGUUUAUCCAUUCCAUGAGAGGUGAAGAUGGUUGCCUCCUCUAGAUUGAUGCCUCAAACAACUCCUCCUCAGAGAGGCCUUUCCCAUACACUUAAAUGUGUCUUCACUGAGGGCUACGCUAAGCUACUCUUUACUCUGACAGUGAUAGUAAUCAACAUAAAUUAUAUAUUUUUGAGCAGAGAAAAUUGAGAUCCUACCUGACUAUCUCAAUGCAAUGCCUAUGGGAAAUGAGAGACAAAUUUGGGAAGAAUUGGGUCAAAUGAUUACAAUGUGAGAUGCAGCAGUACACUCACAAGGCUCUCUCCUGUCCAUCCAUCCAAGCACCAGGUCAGCGACAUCAAAGCAUCUCUUCCUUAUUUUCAUUUCCUCAUUCAUAACAUACAGAACUGUGAUAAAUAAUGGAAUAGUGUGCGGGAGGAAUUUUGGACUGCUGUUAAACUGACACUACAGAUCAUAUUUAAACAGGGUGAAUGGCUUUUAUUUGAUAAUAAUAAUGUAUUGUCUUUUUGUACGUUUUAACUGUCCUGAUGCUGGAUACUAUAUGACCAGGCUGGUGUUGGGAGGUAGUCCUACUAAUUGCAUUUUAUUCCCCCUCACUUUAUUUCUGAAUUAAUUUUGAACUAGUCAAACCACAAAACCAGUGAUGUAAGAUUUUAGGUACAAUAAUGUAACAAGCAUUUUCUCCCCAUACGCUAUCUCUCCUGGUACUCUGUGGGCAGCUAGUGAUGAACCUCUGUUGGUAUGUUGACUAGUUAUAGUACACUCAAUAUGGUACACUGGCUUCAACUGGUUGAUAGCACCUGCAGCCAUCAACCUGGUCCCAUCUUCGCGUUUGCACAUUUACUAAGGAUCAUUGGUAGUACAAUGUGACUAUUCUGAUGAUAUUGAUGAUGAAAACAAUAUUGGAUUGUAAAUUAAUCUCUAGCAGUCUGUAUUUUGAUACUUGAAUGAUUUUGCUUUUAUAGAUAUCUAUAUAUAUAUAUAUAUAUCUAUAUAUAUAUGUAUGUAUGUAAUUUUUUGCCACAUUUGUCGUAAAGAGAAAAAGGACUGUGUCUUAUAAAGUUCAACAUAUCAUGAUACCCAACGAUUGAAAACAAACAGAGAAAGAACUUGGAGCGACCGCACUAAAGAAACAGAAAAAGAUUGUAAAUAAUCUUGGGCUUCCAGUCUUUUUAUGAUUAUUAUUUUUCAUAAUUGUACAACUAAUAAAUGAAGAAAUGAUGAACCAGA